ACGUAAACCGGUUCCAUUAGCAUCUCCACUUCCGGAGAUGCUCUUUGUUCUUGUUCCUCUCUCUAUAUCUUCAUCCUCUUUGGUUCUCGGAUUUGCCCUGAUUCAAUCCACUCAUGGCCUCUGCUUCGAUUCCCGCGAGUUCCUUCGGGAGCGCCAGCCGGGAGCUUUUCCGACGGGCGGAGCUCCGCCGUGGUAGGGUUGAGUUGAAGCCCUUCGCCGUCCGCUCGUCUCUUGACAACAUGGUCUCUGAUAUGAGCGUCAACGCUCCCAAAGGGUUGUUUCCUCCCGAGCCUGAGCACUAUAGAGGCCCUAAGCUUAAGGUGGCUAUCAUUGGAGCUGGACUUGCUGGGAUGUCGACAGCCGUGGAGCUUCUAGAUCAAGGGCAUGAUGUUGAUAUAUAUGAUUGCCGAACAUUUAUUGGUGGGAAAGUUGGUUCCUUUGUGGAUAAGCGUGGGAAUCAUAUUGAAAUGGGAUUACAUGUGUUUUUUGGUUGCUACAACAAUCUUUUUCGUCUUAUGAAGAAGGUUGGUGCUGAAGCGAAUUUGUUGGUGAAGGAUCACACUCACACAUUUGUAAAUAAAGGAGGAGAAGUUGGUGAACUUGAUUUCCGGUUUCCAGUGGGGGCACCAAUACAUGGAAUACGUGCAUUUCUAGCAACUAAUCAACUCAAGCCUUAUGAUAAAGCAAGGAAUGCGGUGGCUCUUGCUUUAAGCCCAGUGGUACGUGCUCUUGUUGAUCCUGAUGGCGCCAUGCAGCAAAUAAGAGAUUUAGACAAUAUUAGCUUCAGUGAUUGGUUUAUGUCUAAAGGUGGCACCCGAGCGAGUAUCCAAAGGAUGUGGGAUCCUGUUGCCUAUGCACUUGGGUUUAUUGACUGUGACAAUAUUAGCGCUCGAUGCAUGCUCACCAUAUUUGCUCUUUUUGCCACAAAAACUGAAGCCUCUCUUUUGCGCAUGCUAAAGGGUUCUCCUGAUGUUUACUUGAGCGGUCCUAUCAGAAAGUAUAUCACAAAUAAAGGUGGCCGGUUCCACCUAAGAUGGGGAUGCCGAGAGAUACUCCAUGGGAAAUUGCCUGACGGCAGUACUUAUGUUACAGGGCUUGCCAUGUCUAAGGCCACAGAGAAGCAAAUUGUCAAAGCAGAUGUUUAUGUUGCAGCAUGUGAUGUUCCUGGAAUCAAGAGAUUGAUUCCAAAUCAGUGGAGGGAAUGGGAUUUAUUUGACAACAUCUAUAAAUUAGUAGGGGUCCCUGUUGUCACUGUUCAGCUUAGGUAUAAUGGUUGGGUAACAGAACUACAAGAUCUGGAAAGAUCAAGGCAACUGAGACAGGCGGUAGGUCUGGACAAUCUUCUUUAUACACCAGAUGCAGAUUUUUCUUGUUUUGCUGAUCUUGCACUUGCCUCACCAGAGGAUUAUUAUAUUGAAGGACAGGGGUCCUUGAUCCAAGCUGUUCUUACACCUGGUGACCCCUACAUGCCCUUGCCCAAUGAAGCAAUUAUAGAGAGAGUGCAAAAACAGGUUCUGGAUUUGUUCCCAUCAUCACAAGGUUUAGAACUUCUCUGGUCUUCAGUAGUUAAACUUGGCCAAUCCCUGUACCGAGAGGCACCUGGUAAGGAUCCAUUUAGGCCUGACCAAAAGACACCAGUGAAGAAUUUCUUCCUCGCCGGUUCCUACACCAAACAGGAUUACAUUGAUAGUAUGGAAGGAGCAACCUUAUCAGGCCGGCAAGCGGCGUCGUACAUUUGUAGUGCAGGUGAAGAACUGGCAGCUCUUCGCAAGCAAGUCUCCGCCAUCGAAGCAGAACAAAUGCUGAAAGGUUCAGACACUGCAGAUGAACUCAGUCUUGUAUGAUAAAUGAACAAUUAUAUCCAUCGAUCCUCAUCAUCGUUCUUUGAUUUCGUCAUUUUACAUGGUUCCCUCACUAUGUAUCAGUCACAGUGAAAACUUGUGAUAAAAUGUGUAUGAACUACAUGAAAAAAGUAAUGAUAUUAACAGAGUUAUUGAGCUCCGAA
Dioscorea cayenensis subsp. rotundata (Guinea yam) is the source of this 2005-nucleotide messenger RNA. RefSeq names its product zeta-carotene desaturase, chloroplastic/chromoplastic. Gene Ontology annotation, molecular function: 9,9'-di-cis-zeta-carotene desaturase activity. Gene Ontology annotation, biological process: carotenoid biosynthetic process. NCBI's taxonomy places the organism in Eukaryota, Viridiplantae, Streptophyta, Magnoliopsida, Dioscoreales, Dioscoreaceae. The coding region runs from base 114 to 1844 and encodes 576 amino acids. The transcript has 14 exons. The record is from RefSeq and is a predicted model, not a curated record.